AUGCGCACCAUCAUCUUGACCCUCCUGGGACUGGGUGCGUUGGUGCCCCAAGCUCUCGCCGAUGACACCCUCAGCACCAAGGGAUUCAGUCUCUGCAUGAAGGAUUCGGAUAUUGCGGUGCAAAAGUUGGAUGUGUCUUACUCUAAAUCAACCAGAAAGGUUGUCUUCGACGUGGCGGGCUCCAGUGCGAAGGAACAAUAUGUCACUGCCUCUCUGGUGGUGACGGCUUACGGUCAUGAGAUCUAUACAAGGACCUUCGAUCCCUGUGGAACGGAUAUUCACGUCGAUCAACUAUGCCCCGUCCCCGCAAAGGGUUUCGCCGCCAGCGGUGACAUUGUCGUCCCCGACGAGUACGCCAGUCAAAUUCCCUCCAUCGCCUUCAAUAUUCCCGAUCUCGACGGUCAGGCCAAACUCAUCCUGACGUCAAACAGUACCGACGUGGCCUGCGUGCAGUCCAAUCUAUCCAACGGCAAGACCGCCAGUGUAAAGGGUGUCUCUUGGGCGUCGGCCGGGAUCGCGGCCGGUGCGCUGGCCUUGGGUGGCGUCUCUGCGUUGAGUACCGCUGGAGUCAGUGGGGCCCCCUCCGCCAGCCCGUCCGCCGGAGAUGUGAUGGGAUGGUUUGGCUCUAUGGCGAUGAAUGGCAUGCUGAGUGUCAGCUACCCGCCUGUCUACCAGAGUUUCACCAGAAACUUUGCUUGGAGCACAGGCCUGAUUCCCUGGGCGAGCAUGCAAAAUUCGAUCGACAACUUCCGCAAGUCCACUGGAGGCAACUUGACCCACAACAGUUAUACUUAUCUCUCGGCUCUGAACACGGCCACUUCAACACAAACCACCAAUGCUUCUUCCACGGCCUCCAAGCGUAGCGCAGAGUUCGUCUACCAGAGUCGCCACCUGUUCAUUCGGUCGUUGGAUUUCUCAGAAAACAGCGGGUCGAACGGGACCGGCACUGCCAAUGCCACCAGCAGCUCGUCUGGUGGUCUGACCUCGUGCGGUGAUGUCGUGUCCAACAUCAAGUGCUAUGCUCAGGAGGUAAUGAUUCCUUCCGCCAACGUCUUCAUGACGAUCCUUUUGGUCUUUGCUAUUGUUGUUGCGGUCAUUGUGGUCGGUAUUCUGUUGCUCAAGGUAAUUUUGGAACUCUGGGCCCUGUAUGGCAACUUCCCCCAGAAACUGGCCAACUUCCGUCGUGAUUACUGGGGUCUCAUGGCGCGAACCAUCACCAACAUGAUUCUGGUCCUCUACAGUAUCUGGGUCUUAUACUGUGUCUACCAAUUGCGAAACGGUGAUUCCUGGGCCGCCAGGGUUCUCGCUGGUGUAACUUUGGGCGUCUUUACGGCAGUCCUCGCCUUCUUUGCAUGGAGAAUCAUCUACCUUGCGCGCAAGUACAAGAAGACCGAAGGUGAUACUGCUGCUCUGUACGAGGACCGCGAGACCUGGCGCAAGUACAGUUUGUUCUACGAUUGCUACAAGAAGGAUGUCUGGUGGAUCUUCGUCCCCGUCAUUGUCUACGCUCUCGCCAAGGGAUGUAUCAUUGCCGGUGCUGAAGGCCACGGCAUGGUCCAGACCAUCGGUCAAUUGGUUGUCGAGUGCUGCAUGUUGGCUCUGCUUCUGUGGAACCGUCCUUAUGCUACCAAGUCUUCGAUGGGUAUCAACAUGACCAUUCAAGUUGUCCGUGUCCUGUCCGUCAUCUGUGUGCUCGUCUUUGUCGAGGAAUUAGGUCUCUCUCAAACCACCAAGACCGUGACCGGUAUCGUGUUGAUUGCCGUGCAAUCCACUUUAACGGGUGUUCUUGCCAUUCUCAUCGCCAUCAACGCUAUCAUCUUUUGCGUGCGAGAGAACCCCCACGCCAAGAAACUUCGCGAAGCCGAAAAAGCCAACAAGGAUCUCGAUGAUCUCACACCGCUUGAUGCCCGCGAAUCUCUUCUGAUUGAUCACCCACCCAAGCGCGACUUUACCGAGAUGAGCAAGUUCAACUUUACCACCCCUUACGAGCCAUACCGGGAUCAACCGAUGCACCGAUCUGAAAGCCACGAGCACUUGGUCAACGCUGACCAUGGAGUCACCCGUGGUAUCGCUUACGACCGCAGUCACAGCUCUGCUGUGGAUUCUCGUUCCUCUAUGGAAGGUCGCAAGCCGACUGCCCCCGGUUAUGGCAUGGCCUACUGA
Messenger RNA from Penicillium diatomitis, 2163 nucleotides. Its product is annotated as transient receptor potential ion channel family protein. NCBI's taxonomy places the organism in Eukaryota, Fungi, Ascomycota, Eurotiomycetes, Eurotiales, Aspergillaceae. Gene Ontology annotation, biological process: transmembrane transport; fungal-type cell wall biogenesis. The record is from RefSeq and is a predicted model, not a curated record. The coding region runs from base 1 to 2163 and encodes 720 amino acids. The transcript has 3 exons.